CCUACUUUAAUAAAACUGAAUUCCCAGCUUCUCAAUCGAUCGAGCCACGUGACAGCUCGUUUUCGCGAAACAAGCACAUCACCCUUGCAAAUCACUCUUGCAAAUCAGGUAUAUGCGCUGCGUCAACCGUUUGGGGUUUAGCCUAGGGCGGCUAUUGCUAGACUUUUAGUAGCCUAUAUCAGAACAUGGCUAGGUUUGUAGUAGAGGUGUUUCUUGUCCUUGUUCUCUCCGCCACCAAUGCGGCGCAGGAGGAGGUCAUUGAUGUGAUUCUAGCCAGUCUCGCCAAAAGCGCAUCGUUCCUGGAGCAAGAGCACCGUAACAUCAACCUGGACGGAGUGGUCGGGUACAUCAUCCUGCAGGCGGAGUUGAAGGAAGCAGUGAGAACGUGGCCCCACACUGACCCUCUGAGCUGGUCUCAGCGCAUAUUAUCGGUAACCCUGGUCAGGAGGCUGGACCAGAGCCUGGCUAAGGCUGUCACCCAGCUGGAGAAGACUGACCCCAAAUACUACAGAGAGUUUGAGCCUCUGUUGAGCUGGACCUUCUGGUCAGUACCUCAUGAGUGGAGCUCCACAGAUCCCUCUCUGGCCUACUCCUCUGGUCGAACCAUGGAGUGUUACGAUGAGACGCAGAGCGACAAGUGUAUGACCCUGCUACUGGGAACAUGGAAGAACAACGGGACCCCUUGCAUCGUGACCAAGUCAUGUCGUGACACAAUGACGAGGUUUGGAUGUCCUAACUACUCCCUCUCUCACCAGCUGCUCUACUUCAUGCUGGGAGCCAAUAGAGGUUGUUCUGCCAUGUUGAAGGGGGACAUGCGUACGUCGCGUGCUAACCUAACAGAGAGACAGUACCAGGGGACAUUCUGCUCCAACAUGCUGAAGGGAAACAUGGACAUCAUACAGAAGAACUUCACUGGGGAGACCCAGGACAUCUUCAUCGAAAACAUACUGCUGUGUGGAUUGGCUGGUUUCUCUGACUUUCUCAAAGUUGAUUGGCUGCAGCACAUUCUGAGGCUGCAGGAUCAGGAAGUGGGAUGUUUUACACAGCCCCACAGAAGAGUGAAGAGGAGAGAGAGAAUGUUGAAGGAUGGUUGUUCCAGUCACAUAACAGGCGUGUCAGUGAGCGCUCUGGGAGGAUACCUCAACUACUACCUGACAGAGCAGGACAUCACCAAGAGACCACUCACCUGAAUGUCAACCACCCUUCACCUGAAUGUGUGACCCUUCACCUGAAUGUCAACCACCCUUCACCUGAAUGUCAACCACCCUUCACCUGGAUGUCAACCACCCUUCACAUGGAUGUCAACCACCCUUCACCUGGAUGUCAACCACCCUUCACCUGGAUGUCAACCACCCUUCACCUGGAUGUCAACCACCCUUCACCUGGAUGUGUGACCCUUCACCUGGAUGUCAACCACCCUUAACCUGGAUGUGUGACCCUUCACCUGGAUGUCAACCACCCUUCACCUGGAUGUGUGACCCUUCACCUGGAUGUCAACCACCCUUCACCUGGAUGUGUGACCCUUCACCUGGAUGUGUGACCCUUCACCUGGAUGUCAACCACCCUUCACCUGGAUGUCAACCACCCUUCACCUGGAUGUGUGACCCUUCACCUCGAUGUCAACCACCCUUCACCUGGAUGUGAACCACCCUUCACCUGGAUGUGUGACCCUUCACCUGGAUGUGAACCACCCUUCACCUGGAUGUCAACCACCCUUUACCUGGAUGUCAACCACCCUUCACCUGGAUGUCAACCACCCUUCACCUGGAUGUCAACCACCCUUUACCUGGAUGUUAACCACCCUUUACCUGAAUGUCAACCACCCUUCACCUGGAUGUGUGACCCUUCACCUGGAUGUGUGACCUUUCACCUGGAUGUCAACCACCCUUCACCUGAAUGUGUGACUCUUCACCUGGAUGUGUGACCCUUCACCUGGAUGUGUGACCCUUCACCUGAAUUUCAACCACCCUUCACCUGAAUGUCAACCACCCUUCACCUGAAUGUCAACCACCCUUCACCUGGAUGUGUGACCCUUCACCUGAAUGUCAACCACCCUUCACCUGGCUGUGUGACCCUUCACCUGGAUGUCAACCACCCUUCAACUGGAUGUCAACCACCCUUCACCUGGAUGUGUGACCCUUCACCUGGAUGUGUGACCCUUCACCUGGAUGUCAACCACCCUUCACCUGAAUGUCAAGCACCCUUCACCUGAAUGUCAAGCACCCUUCACCUGAAUGUCAACCACCCUUCACCUGGAUGUCAACCACCCUUCACCUGGCUGUCAACCACCCUUCACCUGGAUGUCAACCACCCUUCACCUGGAUGUCAACCACCCUUCACCUGGAUGUCAACCACCCUUCACCUGGAUGUCAACCACACUUCACCUGGAUGUGUGACCCUUCUCCUGGAUGUCAACCACCCUUUACCUGGAUGUCAACCACCCUUUACCUGGAUGUCAACCACCCUUCACCUGGAUGUGUGACCCUUCACCUGGAUGUGAACCACCCUUCACCUGGAUGUCAACCACCCUUUACCUGGAUGUCAACCACCCUUCACCUGGAUGUGUGACCCUUCACCUGGAUAUGUGACCCUUCACCUGGAUGUGUGACCCUUCACCUGGAUGUGUGACCCUUCACCUGAAUGUGUGACCCUUCACCUGGAUGUGUGACCCUUCACCUGGAUGUGUGACCCUUCACCUGGAUGUGAACCACCCUUCACCUGGAUGUGUGACCCUUCACCUGGAUGUGAACCACCCUUCACCUGGAUGUGUGACCCUUCACCUGGAUGUCAACCACCUUUCACCUGGAUGUCAACCACCCUUUACCUGGAUGUCAACCACCCUUCACCUGGAUGUCAACCACCCUUCACCUGGAUGUCAACCACCCUUCACCUGGAUGUCAACCACCCUUCACCUGGAUGUGUGACCCUUCACCUGAAUGUCAACCACCCUUCACCUGGAUGUGUGACCCUUCACCUGGAUAUGUGACCCUUCACCUGGAUGUGUGACCCUUCACCUGAAUGUGUGACCCUUCACGUGGAUGUGUGACCCUUCACCUGGAUGUGUGACCUUUCACCUGGACAUGUGUCCUAAAUAGCACCCAAUUAUUUACUUAUACCACUACCUCUGACCAGGCAAACCCAUAGGGCUCUGGUGAAAAGUAGUGCACUAUGUAGGGCAGUGUGUAUCCAUCCUCUCUUGGGGACACCCAGUCGUUCUAUUGCACAGCACCAGGGGUGGAAACUACUUAACUAGUACUUUAAAGUAAUUUUACUUCAGUAGUUUUUGGAGGAAUCUGUACUUUACUAUUUAUAUUUUGGACAAUUUUACUUUUAUUUCACUACAUUCCUAAAGAAAAUAAAUGCACUUUUUCCUCCCAACAUUUUCCCCGACACCCAAAAGUACACGUUACAUUUUGAAUGCUUAGCAGGAGAGGAAAAUGGUCAAAUUCACACACUUAUCAAAAUAACAUCCCCUGGUCAUCUCUACUGCCUCUGAUCUGGCAGACUC
Molecule: messenger RNA, 3508 nt
Organism: Oncorhynchus gorbuscha (pink salmon)
Lineage: Eukaryota; Metazoa; Chordata; Actinopteri; Salmoniformes; Salmonidae
Product: UPF0764 protein C16orf89 homolog
Cellular component (GO): membrane; cytosol
Source: RefSeq, a predicted model, not a curated record